AAACUGGGUUAAUGACUUUGAAAUACUAUGAGAGGGAUACAGCAGCUGAUUUUAUGUUUUGGCGCGGGAUAGAAUUUUAGUAUCAGUAUCCUUCGUGAACUCUUUUUUGACGGUUAUUAAAUAUUUUAAAUAUAAAAUGUCUUGCCCUGAAUGUUAUUCAAGACUUGAUUGUUCUAUAUGUAAAAGAUGCCUUUACCAUUGUAAUUGCGGAUCUGCUGGUGUUUGUGGAUUUUCUACAUGCAUGUCAGAUAUUGAUUGUUCACAAUGCAAAAGAUGCCUCUACAAUUGUAAUUGCGGUUCCUCUGGUGUUUGUGGUCACUCUGCAUGUUCAUCAAAUCUUGGUUGUUCACGAUGCAAAAGAUGUCUUUACCAUUGUUAUUGUGGUUCUCCUAGCGCUUGUGGUUAUUCUAUAUGUAAAUCAAGUAUUGGUUGUUCACAAUGUAAAAAUUGUCUCUACCAUUGUGAUUGUGGUUCUUCUGGCGUUUGUGCCCAACCUACAUGUUUGUCAUAUAUUGGUUGUCCGCAAUGCAAAAAAUGCUUAUACCAUUGUAAUUGUGAUUCGGCUGACGUUUGCGGUCAUUCUGAAUGUAUGACAAUUGUUGAUUGUUCACAAUGCAAAAACUGUAACUACCAUUGUGAUUGUGGUUCUGCUGAUGUUUGUGAUCACUCUAAAUGCAAGGCAAGUGCUGGUUGUUCACAAUGUAAAAAUUGUAUUAAACAUUGUAAUUGUAAUGCCAAUGAUGGCAUUAACAGUAAAAACCGUAAAAACCGUGCGAAGAAUCGUGAAAAACGUAGUAGUAAGAAUCGCGGAAAAAAAAAUUGAAAAUUUUGGCGACUACAUAAAUUUUAAUGAAGAAAUAAAGAAUAACGUAUAAAUUAAAAAUUAAAUUCUAAAUAUCGUGUAUAUUUAAUACAGUACUUCAAACUU
Molecule: messenger RNA, 928 nt
Organism: Rhizophagus irregularis DAOM 181602=DAOM 197198
Lineage: Eukaryota; Fungi; Glomeromycota; Glomeromycetes; Glomerales; Glomeraceae
Source: RefSeq, a predicted model, not a curated record